Metarhizium acridum CQMa 102 is the source of this 852-nucleotide messenger RNA. The record is from RefSeq and is a predicted model, not a curated record. Lineage: Eukaryota; Fungi; Ascomycota; Sordariomycetes; Hypocreales; Clavicipitaceae.
AUGAUCUCUUCGGCAAUCUUGGUCUUUGGUUGGGUGACUAUUGCAGCCGCCCAUGCGGGACAUGAUGUGACAAGGGCUCAAGGAGGGCUUGGAGCUAAUAGCUCAAUUCAUCUAAUAACAGUCUUUGUUAUCAAAGACUCGGUUUUCUCCGGCAUCUCAGCUUUUGGACGCCUUCCCUACGAACCUUGUCUAGAAAAUCGUGAUGCGAAAUACGACAUUGCUUUCAUCGGCAUGGCACUAGCAGUUGACUUCAGGAAACCAAAAGUCUUUGGUGGAUGCCCGUCCGAGGUCGCUUCCAUCAAUCACGGCACCUAUUUCUAUCAUGCAUCUCAGCAGGGCUUGCUGGCCAACGACAGCAAGAUCCAUGCCGGCAUUCGCACAACGCUGAGCGGACCCAGCGAUUGCGACAACGACGGAUACUGCGGCUUCGAGAUUGUAGAAGCGCGCGAGAUUGACCCCAUCGGAACUGAAGGCAUUAUCAAGAGAAUUGUCGAUCGAAUCGGGACUGAGAGACCCGUCUACUUGUCUAUUGACAUUGACACACUUGACCCUGCCUUUGCUCCCGCCACCGGCACUCCCGAAACAGAGGGCUGGUCGACCAGGGAGCGCAAAACCAUCCUCCGCGGUCUUAAAAAGCAGCGGGCAUUGUUGAAGUGGCGGUAUGUGGUCAACAUGCUUAGAGGUGGAUCUGAUAUUGUAACCAACAAACACCGAACACAGCCUGCCUAUGACACGAGUGCCGAGCAUACUACCAUGGCAGCAGCCGAUGUGCUACAUGAGGUGGUGAGCAUAAUGGUGAAAAAGGGGCCGUUGAGCAAAAUGAUGAUCCCUGGAGAGAGCUACGAACUGUGA